AUGCACAUUCAGAACUGCAGGUCCAGCCUUCAGGCUCCUCAAGCAUUGCGUCCCUAUUCAGCACAGAAGCUCAAGUCGAAGCAGCUGUCAAUCCUUCAUCAAGUUUGUUGGAAAGGCUGCGGCGACGCAGGCGCCAGGCCAGGAUUCACAGCUACCACACGGACUUGGAUGACGAGGCAAAUGGCCACGGCUGCAGCCCAACAAGGCGCACGUGCAGCAGCGGACCGAGCACGGACAGGAUUCUUCGAAGUCCAGGCCUAUAUCUCGGAAAACCCGACCAGCCUGAAGAUCCUCUGCUUCUGCUCGGGCUUGGCGCUGAUCGCUUUCAGCCUCCUGGGUCUUUUCAAUCCCUUUGACAUCAACAUCAUCCCAAAGGACCAGUUGUGCAAUCUGUACAAUGUCUUCUUCGGGGUGAUUAUCUGUGUCUGCGACGGAGUCCUGGCUGAGAGCUUGUGGCGAUCUACAAGGCGCCCUCUUCCGCAAGGCUUACUUCUUGGCCAGCCAGACUGGGCGGUCCUUCUUCUACUUGUACGUGGGCACCAUGACGCUCCUGUUACUUCCGGGCGGCAUCCUGGACUUCUUCAACCGGAUCAUCGGGAUCGCCCUCUGCGUCCUGGCCAUGUUGAUGCUGGCCAGGGACUGGUGCGCCCCUCUCUGUUGCAAGGACAGCUACAACCAGAUGGGCUCGGGCUCCGGCUCCCAAGUGUAAACCGGUGCAGCUCCGAACAGAGCCUGGCAGAAGACAGGGGGACGAUGCACAAAGCGGCACAACCCGGAUGCCAGCAAAAUGUGAGCAUGUCUUUGCACGUCGAAGAAGCUGCCAGCCCCUGUGAAGCUUUUCUUUUUCGUGGAUUGCCGAGCCUUGUGCAUGGCCUGCAAUGGUCUUGCCGGGUCGCUGUUCAUGCCGCAUCUUCAGACAUCUCCAACAUUCAGAUUCAUUUAAGUUGCUCUGCUCGUUGUCCGCUUCUUGCUGCAGGAGGUUUAUGUCGCUGUUACAUCAACAGCGUCCCAAGGCAGAGGUUGUGA
Molecule: messenger RNA, 1026 nt
Organism: Symbiodinium sp. CCMP2592
Lineage: Eukaryota; Dinophyceae; Suessiales; Symbiodiniaceae
Source: the annotation of a GenBank genome assembly